AUGCUCAACGACUCCAACUCAACAGCCAACCUCUCAGACCUGGCGCUCGACCCCGACCUCCCAGAAAGCCCCUACAGCCUGGCCCAAACGAUCGUCAUCGCAAUCAUCGGUAGCGUCCUCUCCGUUCUAACCGUCGUGGGCAACUCGAUGGUCAUGAUCAGCAUCAAGAUCGACAAACAACUGCAAACAAUCAGUAACUAUUUUCUCUUCUCACUUGCGGUCGCAGACUUCGCUGUCGGCUUGAUAUCCAUGCCGCUCUUCACAAUGUUUACAAUAUUCGGGUAUUGGCCACUCGGGCCGCAUGUAUGCGACACUUGGUUGGCACUCGACUAUCUAGCGUCAAACGCUUCGGUGUUGAAUCUGCUUAUAAUAAGUUUCGAUAGAUACUUUAGUGUGACUCGCCCGUUGACGUACAGGGCUAAAAGGACUACUCGUCGUGCGAAAGUUAUGAUAGGUGGUGCGUGGGGUUUUAGUUUAGUGUUGUGGCCUCCGUGGAUUUAUGCGUGGCCGUACAUUGACGGUGAGCGAAAGGUCCCCCCGCACGAGUGCUAUAUUCAGUUCAUAGAGACAAACCAGUUUAUUACCUUCGGGACUGCUAUCGCGGCAUUCUACGUGCCAGUGACAGUGAUGUGUAUAUUGUAUUACAAGAUAUGGAGGGAAACGAAGAAAAGGCAAAAGGACCUGCCUAAUCUACAAGGCGGGAAAAAGCAUGACUCCUCGAAAAGAUCUAAUUCAAGUGACGAAACGCGUGAAGUAGACGGGCGGGCGCGAUCGGAGUCUGGGGAUGCAGACUCGGUGUAUCACGUUCGAGGUGCUUUACACGACCAGCGCUGGCGAGACAAUCAGGGUACAAAUUUGCAAGGAACUCGGAGAGGUUGGAAAGCGAUACAAGCCUGGUGUAUAGCCUGGUGGCACUCUGGACGAGAAGAUCUUGAGGACACCGAGGCAGAGGAAGAACAAUCAGACCCUGGCUAUGCAACGCCGGUGUCUGUAGAAACGCCUCUGCAAAGUUCUGUGUCCAGGUGUACAUCGCUUAACGUUAUAAGAGAUCCGUUCGCAGCGCGCGGUGGAUCCGGUGGUUCGACAGCUGGCGAUGGAGGCACGUCACCUCUCCGUAGAAACUUCGAGAAUCCUACAGCUCCCAUACCAGCAGCAAGGGACAGUCGCUCACUGCCGCCUAACACCAGAAUUAACACCGCCGCUUCACCAGCUCCUAAAUCGGCAUCAGCUGAUUCAGUGUACACUAUCCUCAUAAGAUUACCAGAUGCGGACACGGAGAGGCCUAGCAUUAAAAUGAUAACAGAAGAGUCACCACCGUCUAAUGCGAGAACCCAAUAUCGACCACCAACUAGAGGCGAUUCUGAAUUCAACCUCCACCCGGGUGGUCAUGCUGCGUUGACAAGAAGAACAUCACAUAUACAGGAUGUUAGAAUUCCUCUAAAUGCUAAAAUAAUUCCCAAACAGCUUGCUGGUAAGGGAAUUACUUCAAAGCAACCUAAAAAGAAGAAAACUCAGGAAAAGAAGCAAGAGACAAAAGCGGCUAAAACUUUAUCCGCUAUCCUCUUAUCCUUCAUCAUAACCUGGACGCCUUAUAACAUUCUCGUGUUAUUAAAACCUCUUACAGCGUGCACUAAAUGUAUCCCAGACGAACUUUGGUCUUUCUUUUACGCGCUAUGUUAUAUUAAUUCUACUAUAAAUCCAGUCUGUUACGCUCUAUGUAACGCAACAUUUAGAAGAACGUAUGUCAGGAUUUUAACGUGUAAAUGGCACAACAGGAAUCGAGAAGCUAUGACUAGAGGCAUGUACAAUUAA
Parnassius mnemosyne (clouded apollo) is the source of this 1812-nucleotide messenger RNA. The record is from the annotation of a GenBank genome assembly. Lineage: Eukaryota; Metazoa; Arthropoda; Insecta; Lepidoptera; Papilionidae.